CACAGAACACACAACUCAUGGGCUUGAGAUUCAACUAGUUCCCUGGGAUUGUUUAACGGUCUCGCUGUUGUUUAUGAUAGUUGUUGUUUUGUGAGUAAGUGUAAGUGUCUCUGAAUGUAUUCCUUUAUGCUAAAGAGCUCUAAUUCGUUGCGUGAGAGCAACAGUAAUGACAGAGAAAGUGCAGCCAGCUGCAUGGGUUGAGCAAUGUGGAGCUGCGAGGGAAUCCAUCACAGAAACAAAACGCCCCCUUCCACUCCGAGUGCCCCCGCUUCAGAUGCAACUCGAAAUACAUAAAGCCUCCAUGUUGCCAGAGCCAGCGGGUGAACUGUUUGCUUUAAAGUGUUAACUAACUUCAGCGGGAAACAACUUGGGUUCGAUAUUUGUUUUAGGACGCGAGCAAUCUUCCGGCGGGCUUCCGACUGGUGUCAACGUCGUUCCAGACGCGGCCUCUUAUUUUGGACGAUCGGAGCUCCACAGCUAACUCUAGCUAUUUGCUAACUAUUUGGAAAUUCAGCGUCGGUUGCUUUUUUUAAAUUUAUUUUUAAGCCACAUUGUUAAAAUACUUGUGUGCAGCGAUGAUAUUUUGCGGGGAGCCAUAAAUGACAGCCAUUCAAGCGGCUUCCAUUCACCACCCUGCUAGCUGGCUGGCUAUCACCGCAGCCGCGACACCUCGUCUCGGACGGCUGCCUGGCUUCGUGGCCGCUCAUCCUCAUCUCAAACAGCUAACGUUAGCUAGGAAGCGAACCAAGCGCGCUAGUACCAAUAACAUUGUGGGAAACGUCACAGGAUUAACCACCGGUCUAAAUGGACCACAUGUCCAUAAUAACUCAAGUUUCCAACCCGAAGGAUGAAGAAGUACAAUCCCUUAACCAGGAAAAAGCGUCCCAGUCGAACAGCAGCCUGAAGAAGCAGAGGAGCCGGAGCAUCUUCAGCACAUUCUUCUGCUGCUUCCGCAACUACAAUGUGGACCUGCCAGCCAACACCAACACCAGCCCCCAGCCUCCACCCGUGGAGGAGAACGGGUCACCUCCCAAGUGUGACCAGGUCGAGGUCAUCCCUUUCCCUAGUCCACCAGCCAAAUACCUCCUACCAGAGAUGCGAAUAUCUGACUAUGGCAAAAAGUGUGUGGUGAUCGACUUGGAUGAAACACUCGUCCACAGCUCAUUCAAGCCCAUCAGCAACGCAGACUUUAUUGUUCCGGUUGAGAUCGACGGUACCGUUCAUCAGGUGUAUGUGCUGAAACGACCCCACGUGGAUGAGUUUCUCCAAAAGAUGGGGGAGCUAUUUGAAUGUGUCCUCUUUACAGCCAGUCUCGCCAAGUAUGCAGACCCUGUGGCAGACCUGCUGGACCAGUGGGGCGUGUUCAGGGAGCGACUCUUUAGAGAAGCAUGCGUUUUUCACAGAGGGAACUACGUCAAAGACCUCAGUCGGCUGGGACGAGAGCUCAGCAACGUCAUCAUUGUUGACAAUUCGCCUGCCUCUUAUAUUUUUCACCCAGAAAACGCUGUCCCUGUGCAGUCUUGGUUUGACGAUAUGAAUGACACGGAGCUCCUGGACCUGCUGCCUUUCUUUGAGGGACUCAGCAAAGAAGAAGACGUUUACGGAGUGCUCCAGAAUCUGAGAGGCAGGUAGCAGGACACACCACAGCGCGCCUGUGCUCUCCUUCCUCCUCUGUGUCCACCUCCGCCAUCUUCUACAAACACGCCGCUCGGACUCACGACAGAUUGUCCCACACGCACCCCUCUUGUCUCUGCCCCAAGGAGACGUCUUGGCUCCCUGUGAGAACCUUCAUGUAUCCCCCCCCCCCCCCCCCCCCAUCCCAGCUCUCAUCUCCUGGUGACCGGCUGCCUUCCGAGUUCCAUCAGAGAAAAACACUAAAAUAUCCCAGGAGCACUGUGUUUCACAAAAAAAGAAGAAAGAAGCAGAAAGUGUACAGAGGGUCCAAAGUUAAUAAUAGUGAAGACAAAAUGCUAAGAGAAAAAGAACUUUUUAAUUUUAAAAGUAUUUGGUGAAGUGCUUAUUUUAAAACCAAAAGGAGAAGAAAAAAAAAAAAAUUUCUUUUGUGGUACCACACAAAAGUCUGAGAAAAUGGUGUCUUUGUAUUGUUGCUAUGCAGGCAGUUUCUGGUAGAAGAAAGGACUGUGAUUCUCUUUUCUUACUUAAUGAAGUGCCUUGUGUGAAUGUUGUUUAUAUUUGGAGAUAUUUUGUACAAGGCGUAUUUCAAGAGUACUUCAAUUUUCACACGAAAUAUGCUUUAGAGUGAACACAAAAGUUUCUCAUAUAUAAAAGUUUGACCUUUUUUUUUUUUCGUUCAAAAUGCUGUUUUAAUGUCUACAUAGUAUUCUCUCUCUUACAUCCCCCGGCAUGCUUGUGCCAUUAUAUAGACGUGACUUUCUUCCUGCUUUUAUUAUACGUAAAGAGUUCAUGGUUUUAGGCAAAGGAGGUCGUUUUCAAACCUUUCGCCCCACCCGCAAGUACAGUAGUUCUUUGCGUUUGAUCUGAGAGCUCAGAUGAAAUUGUGCCAUUUAUUUUCUGUCUUUCUCUCAUUACCCUUAACCUAAUCCACAUAUCUUUUUAUUAUUUGCUAAAUAAGCAAAUGAUUUGUAUUUGUUUAACAAGCUUCAUAUCUGUUCCAGGGGAUCAGCCAUAAACUGUUAAACCAUUAGUAAGUAUAGGAUUUAUUUUGACAAAAUAGUUGUCAAAUACAAUUGUAUGUUUUAUGUGACGAGAUCUUGUUUGUUUCUCAUAUUGUUUAUAUGGUAUUGCUAGCUUUUAGUCCCCAACAUCAUCUUCUCUUGUGUUGUAGGGGGGUCAGCUUCACUCAUAUGGGAUGAUCCAUCUCAAUAAUUAUACACAGCUGCAAAGGUUUUCCCUUUUUGUUGUUUCAAAUAGUCUGGGAACUCACAGCAAAUGGGUAGAGUGCCCUGUUUUUUUUUCUUUAGGUAAAAUAGAAUAGUGUUAGCUUGUAUCUGGACCGUGUUAAAAGAGCACCCUUCUCUUGAUUUACUAACGGCGGCGUGGACGAUGAGUGUUGUUUACCUUCCCAGACUUUAACUACUCUUCACCUCAGUGCCUAGGUUUUGAGAGGAACCACACAAACCGAAUGCUGCAACAUUAGCUACCGUGGCAAUAACCUUUUUUUGGAAAGGGAUGGGGGUCCCAUCCCGACGAGGCUUGCCGGUAGAGGGGUUGUUGACACUAAAGGUUCGUAUGGUUAUCAUAACCUCAUCAUUCAAACGAUUCAUUUCUCACAUUAUUUCACCUGAAAACUGGACAUACACAUAGCAGUUAGUCCUUCAGUCAUUUUAAUAUAUAUAUAUAUAUAUUUAAUUUUUUUUUUUAAUGAAAAUACUGAAACAACUUGAAUGUUGCUUGGUCUAUUUUAACAACAAGAACCAAAAAGACCGUUUAUCGUGAUCCACAUUGCCAUUAUCAGUUUUUGUUGUGCAAGGAACGCCUUCAGUCCUGGCCCAUUCAGACAGGUGUCUCUGAAAGGAACACUAGGGGAACCGCAACAGGACUGUGAGGAACCUCACUGUAGCUUCGAAGCCUUACUGCCUGUGCAGGCACGAAGCAACCAUUCUCCAUUAAUUCCAAGGAUACAUCUACAUAUUUAAGCGUUGCCUCGUCAGUUCUUUCUGAUGGGGUGUGGAAUCAACUUGGGCAUAAAUGUAGGGCUGGCAGAAUUAUUCUUACAAUAAAAUGAGACAAAGUAUGGUAAAAGCUUGAAGGUGCCAUCGAGGGAUUGUAUGCUUCGACAAACCUCAUCUGCUAGAUUCCUUGGUCUAUGUGUUGUGAUGUUGCUUUGAAAAGACCUACACUAUGUCAUAAUUCCCAAUAUCUUUUUUUUUCAAGUUCAAGGCAUAUUGAAACUAUCUCUUUUGCAUAAUUACUAUUGGAGGGGGGGCUCAUGAUAAUGGUUUCAGUGCAAUCUCCUUUUUUUAAAAGAAGUGACUUGUCAACUUCUCAGAGAUUACCCUCCUCUGAAAAUGUUUGUAUCGUUGUGAUAUUUUUCUACCUACCUUUGUCAGUAUUUGGUUUGAAAAAAUGCAUACUACCAAUUGUAUCCUGCUCGAUACCCCUCCCUCAGAAUUUUGUCAGGUCUAGUCUUUCCUAUCAAGAGACCUGUGUGGCUGUGUGCGACAAGCAUCAUGCUUGUGCUUCCUUCCAGUUUUGUGUAUCACCUCCCUCAUCAUUUUUGUAUUGCUUUAACACCAUGAUUCUACAAUUGAGUUCAUAAGGGUUUAUUUGUUGAGGUUAUUCACUUUCUAGUUUCUUUUUUUCAAACUAACACAAACCUGUCACUUAUGAUUGGCUUAUUUUGAGUGUCGGCAGUGUGUUGUCAUUGUGAGCAUCAUCUUUUCUUUCUUUCCAUAAUAAAAAAGCUUCAUUGAAACGAUA
This is a messenger RNA of Pungitius pungitius (ninespine stickleback), 4401 nucleotides long. RefSeq names its product CTD (carboxy-terminal domain, RNA polymerase II, polypeptide A) small phosphatase-like b (gene ctdsplb). The record is from RefSeq and is a predicted model, not a curated record. Gene Ontology annotation, molecular function: RNA polymerase II CTD heptapeptide repeat phosphatase activity. Lineage: Eukaryota; Metazoa; Chordata; Actinopteri; Perciformes; Gasterosteidae. The transcript has 8 exons. Bases 805 to 1632 code for a protein of 275 amino acids.